UGACCUUGGAUCGUAUAUCUACUCAUCUCCUAACUCUCAGUAAUGCAAUUGGUGGUGUCAAUCUGAUCCCAGGUCGGUGCUUUUCGCGCGCUUCUAGUCUGUGACCACGUGUCUCCCUCCGGCCUACCAGCGGACCAUGUGGAGCAGCAAGAUGGCGGCGCGGUGGAGGGGGAAAGACGGGGAUUUAAAUGCCGGCAACAGCGACUUUCUGGCCAGCAACACUCCCAAUGAGUUGGUCCUGAGCAGAGUGGGAGGCGUGGAGAUGGACAGCCAGUCCUGCAUCGAUCACUCGAUCCUGGCCAUUUUUGAAGACUCCACUGUCUCGUCAGAGUACAAGAGUGGAGCGGAGGAAGAGAGCGAGACUCUGCUGUCGGCCCUGACCGAGAUGCUGGACAGCGUGGAGGACGACGACGGGACUCUGUCUCCCUUUGACACCCUGCCAGACACCAAGCUCCUCAGGGACACCUCAGUGGAACCAUCGCUUGCUGACAGACUGAGACCGAGAUCCAAAUCACCAAAUGUAACCUUCUCAAUGAAGAUUGAUGGAGAAGAUGAGAACAAACUGGAGAGAACCGGUCCUCCAUCGCUGUUCAAGCGACAAAGUCAAACGUUGUUUCACUCCACAAAUAAGAGAGCGGAGGCUGAAGUCGAGGUUUUCACCUCGACUUCUCUCGUCAACCUGGUGAGGCUCAUGCACCCCUACUGCCUGAAGCUGCGCGUGGAAGAGGAGGAGGAUAGACUGAGGAAGAACCACACGGUGUUCUCUCAGGAAGAGGUGUGGAAGUAUGAGAGACCCAGCGAAGAGAGCGAUGAAGAGAUAAAUGUUGUGUCUGAUGAUGAGGUAACGGGGAAGGACACAAAGGAGGAAGAAGAUGGAGCUGAAAAGAGAGCUAAUGACAUCCUCUUGAAGAGUGUGCUGCUGAAUGGAAACUCGUGCAGAACUCCUCCAUCCAGAGAGAGAAGAAGCGUGAGCUUUGGCCCCGUCCAAGUGGCUUCAUUUGAAUCGACAGAAAAGGGAUCGAACGAGAGAAAUGUAACAACUGGGCACACAAGUGAAACUGCAUCAGUUCCACUGAACAGCAUCAAAGCACUUGAAAGUCCGCCUGGUUCAGCACUUGAACCCCAAACACUGUCCUCAGAAAUGAGCAGCAACAAGGUGGUAGUUCUGUCUCUUAAAGGUGAGACAAAGGCCAAAUCGCUCAGCCUCCAGCAGUACAGACAGCUGCGCCAGCAGAGACGGCCUCUGGUGGAGAAGCUGGGAAACUACACCACCAUGUGGCCCUGUGUUUCUGAGCCCCCCGAGGGGCUGAACCCCAUCCUCUGUCUACAGAGACAAAACAGCUGUGGGCCAAAGGCAGCACACAGUUAUCCCGAAGGUAGGAGAAGUGGUGCUGAUCAGCUCCGAAUAUCUCAAACUCCAGGUCACAGGACCCAUUGCGUCUCCGCUCUGCCCACGCCUCACCCCUCAGAGCCCAAACCAUCCACUCAUCUACGCCGCAGCGGAUUGAAGCGCUCACGGACCGAAUCCAAAAUCACCUCAUCUGCCGGUCUGCAGCCAGACGUCACAGCCAACCCGACUGUUACUGUGCCUGAAAGCAAAAAAAGUCCAGUAAAGAAACAAACACUGCUCAGUAGUGAUCCCCCAAAUCCUGUCCUCCUCCCCCUACCGGUUAGCCAAACGGCAUCACCAACCGCUGACCCCUCCUCAUCAAAGUCCAAAGGGGAGUUCCUCAACAGAGACUCCUACCCUGACAGCACCAGACACUUUCCAGAAAUCCAAAAUGAACCCUCGGGCACAUCUCUUCAAAGACAGCCAUCCUCCUCAGGGCCGAAGCCCGAGGUGUUGUUAGUAAACCAGGGCUGCACCGCCCUGUUCCAGGAAAUUAAAAACAGGCUUACCGAGAUAGCUUCAGGCGUCUCCUCCGGACCCCCAGCGCUGGGCCCAACCGCAACACAAACCAAAUCUGCCUCAGGGUGCAAGAAACUGCAGCCUCAAAGAAGCGGUUCGAUCCCGACUGAAGAAGAAGCCAAGCUGGAACCAAAGACUCCUCGGUCACCAGGUCCAGAUACAGGGAGGCGAAUAACGUGUCCUUCCCUCCCUGCUCCUGUAGACGCCCCCAUACCAGUAGAGGGGACAGCAACAGCGGACUCAGGGAUUGAAGCACCCGAUGUGACCAGCCUGCUGGAACAGUUUGAGGAAACACAAGCUAAAGGGGAGCGGGUGUGUGAGAACGAGCCGGAGCCCGAACUCGCUCCUUCACAGUCGGACCUACAAACAGACGGAUGCCUGGACUUGGACAGAACUACGCCUGUAGUAACGCAGCGAGCCUCUGUGGAAACACUUGAACCUUUAGGCACUUCAGAAUCACCGGGGAACCCAGAAACCCUCGGGAGUUCACCACCUCUUCAAAGUGUCCCAGAGCCCCUCGGCACUGAGAUCAUCCUCAGCACUCAACAAGAUCUGCCAGCAAGACGCAGAAACCCUCCAUCCAAGGCCAUCCAGAUAAUCGACCCCCGUCCUCUACCGUCCAGGAAGACCAACACGAGCCUCCCCGCUGCCCACGUCUCUCCUCACACGUAUGCAUCCGUGUCCUCCGAUCACGAUUACUGCGGGACCGCCGACCGCUCGCUCACGAGUGUUCCUCAGCGCAGCAGAGCCUCUAAACCCAAGGAUGCGUCUCCAACCUCUGAUGAAUUGCAGGUGACGACCCACGACUCGAGUGCUGCUGCUGAAUGCAAAAAGCCGACCUCCACCGGCGAGAUCAGCGCCGCCGUCGGAGCCGUCGAUAACUCUGCAGUGACGCAGCGUCUCUCUGAGCAGCCCGGGACGAGCCCGUCCACAGACAUCGUUCUUUCGGACGUUGCUUCCACAGAGCCAGACUGCGUUUGUGCAGCUGAAGUCGAGACGCCGUCAUGCACGCUCCCCACGCCUCCACCCAGCCCUCCUGCCAGAGGCAGGGAGAAAGGAAGAUAUCGGAGAAGAUCUCCUCGUUCGGACUCCAGCUCCAGCUCUCCUUCCUCGUCGUCCUCCUCCAGCGCUGCAUCUCCCUCUCCAAAAAGACAAAAGCACCGCCACAAGCGUUCAGAGAGCAGUUCCUGUUCGUCGUCGUCAUCCCCCUCUCGCUCCCCACGUCGGCGCUACAGAUGGUCUUACUCCAGAUCGAGGUCGAGCAGGUCCAGAUCCAGAUCUUGGUCCCAGUCUAGGUCCACAUCCAGAUCCCGAUCGCCAUCCCCGCGGGUUUGCCGUAGACAGUGGACAGAUGUUUACAGCAGCAGAGAGUCCAGGAAGCUCAGGAGAGAGCACGAGAUCAGGAUCCAGAAACUUAAAGCCAUCGACGAGCGCAGGGUGGUGUACGUCGGCCGCAUCCGCGGGUCGAUGACGCACGACGAGCUGAGGGAGCGGUUCUCUCAGUUCGGAGACGUAGAGUGCGUGUCGCUUCACUUUAGAGACAGAAGUGACCACUACGGAUUUGUCACAUUCUACAACAUGGACGAUGCUUUUGCAGCCAUCGAUAACGGCGGGAAACUCCGGAAGCCGGAUGAGCUGCCGUUUGACAUCUGCUUUGGUGGAAGAAGACAGUUCUGUAAUUCACACUACGCUGACCUAGACGCAAACAGAGAUGCAGAGCCGGCUCCUGCCAAGACCAGGCCCGAGGACCUGGACUUUGAUUCGCUGCUGAAACAGGCCCAGAGAGGAAUAAAGAGGUAGCAGAGCCGUUUGAGAGCACAACAACACAAUGUAAUGCAGCAAAGAUGAAAACGGGUUUUGUUCAUGAACCUCAGAGCUUUAUGCUCGUACUCAUGUAGCAAACUUUUGUAUGGAAGUCUGUUCUUUUUAAAUGUUUUGACUCUUAAUACGCAUGCAGUUUCUGAUGUGCACAGUUAAUAUGAACAAAUAUGUAGCACUGUUUAUUUCAUAACAUGCUAUCAGUGGAACCCGCUAAAGAUUUGUGUUUCAUUCCACAACA
Anarrhichthys ocellatus (wolf-eel) is the source of this 3968-nucleotide messenger RNA. Its product is annotated as mucin-5AC. Gene Ontology annotation, cellular component: nucleus. Gene Ontology annotation, biological process: positive regulation of transcription by RNA polymerase II. The transcript has 11 exons. The record is from RefSeq and is a predicted model, not a curated record. Gene Ontology annotation, molecular function: RNA binding; transcription factor binding. Bases 137 to 3709 code for a protein of 1190 amino acids. Lineage: Eukaryota; Metazoa; Chordata; Actinopteri; Perciformes; Anarhichadidae.